Dalotia coriaria is the source of this 1519-nucleotide messenger RNA. Its product is annotated as lethal (2) k09848. The record is from RefSeq and is a predicted model, not a curated record. Gene Ontology annotation, molecular function: protein binding. Gene Ontology annotation, biological process: ribosomal large subunit biogenesis. Lineage: Eukaryota; Metazoa; Arthropoda; Insecta; Coleoptera; Staphylinidae. The transcript has 3 exons. The coding region runs from base 315 to 1475 and encodes 386 amino acids. Gene Ontology annotation, cellular component: nucleolus; preribosome, large subunit precursor.
UAUUUAAGGUUCGGUUUGAAUCUUGACAUUGUUACGAACAUUGUCGAGUAGAAUUCGAAUUUAUACGAAAACUUUUGAAGUUAAAAACAAUAUAAUAAUUCAUUUAAGAGAAAUACAUAUAUAAAAAUUAAAUCUGGGCAAAAAAUAUUAAUGAUGUUAUGGUAAUUAUUCAACGUGUAAAUUAUUAAAGAAAAGUUUAAAGCGCUCGGUUUAAGUUUAAAAAUAACAAACAUAACCUUAAAAUAAACCACGCCGUGUUGUUAACUUUUACUAAAGUUCUGUUUGCAAAUAUUUCUACAUUUAUUUAUAAUUCAAUGAAGAAAAUGGCAAACAAACACGCAGAAGAUUUAAAUUUUCAUAUUUAUGCAGGAAGUUUACGUGGAGUUAUUGCAUAUACUGAAUGCCAGAAAAAUAUAAAACCCACAUAUGAAUUAAAAGAAUUAGAUGGAGAAAUCACCGCUUUUGAAUGGGGCCAGUCCAAUGAUGAGAUAAUAUUAGGAAAUAAAAAUGGUGUAGUUAAAGUUUACAACACAGGAAUAAGCAAAUUCAUUCAACAUGUGAAAAAACUUGAUGGAAAAGGAGCUGUUGUUGGAUUAGCAUCAAUUGACAAGAAUAUAAUCAUUGGUAGAUCUGAUGGUACUGUUAAUGUACAUAACAGAUCAAAGAAAAAGCAUGAUGCAUUCAGAACUGUGUUAAAUGAUGAAGCAACUAUGAAUGUUUUGGUUUACAAUGAGAAAAGAAAUGUUUUUGCCACUGGUGGUGAAAAUAAUGAUCUAAAAGUGUGGGAUAUUAAUACUAGGAAGGAUAUAUUCAAAGCUAAAUCACUUGGAAAAGACAUGUUGGAACUGCCAAUUCCCACAAGUAUAAGAGGAAUAUCAUUCCACAAUGAAGAUAAUAUUGUGUCUUGUAUCACAAAAGAAGGUAUGAUGUUGCUUUAUGAUGAGAAAGCCCAAAGAAAACCAGUGUGUAAAUAUGAAGAGAAAAAGGCUUCUUUUACCUGUGUAUCUUUAUACAGAGACAGACAAUUAUUUGUUGGCACAACCAAAGGUUACAUCCAACUCAUUGACAUGAGACAGGGCAAAUGUGUGAAGACCUUCCAGCCAUUUGCAGGUGCAGUCACAAGCAUCAUUUGUGACCAGAAACUUCCAUAUGUUGUUAGUACAAGUUUAGAUAAACAUUUGAGGAUUCACAAUGUUGAUACCAAGGAGGUUGUGCAUAAAGAAUACAUGAAAAUUGGUUUGACUAAGCUUUUAAUGCGUCCGGUGGUGAAGGAAGAACCUAAAGAAGAGGAUGAACAGAAACCUAUUGUUCAGGAUGAUGAAUAUGAAGGUUUGUUUGAGAAUAUGGAGACUAUCAAUGAUUGCAGUGAUGAAAAUGAUGAAGAUGUGAAUGAAAAUAGUCCAAAGGUUAUUAAAAGGAAGAAGAAAAGUAAAAUUAAAGGUGUGAAUAAUAUAAAGAAAGUUAAAUCUGUUUAAGAGGUUAAAUAAAGGCAUAUGACGUUAAUUUCUAACCUUAAAAA